Messenger RNA from Prunus armeniaca (apricot), 612 nucleotides. Lineage: Eukaryota; Viridiplantae; Streptophyta; Magnoliopsida; Rosales; Rosaceae. The record is from the annotation of a GenBank genome assembly.
AUGACAGAAAACAGCGACCACCUCACCAAACCCAACAAGAGAAAGCGCUCCUGUCUCAUUGCAAUUGGGGUUGUCCUCUUCUUAAUCCUGCUGCUCUUCAUCAUUGCCUUGAUCUUGGCCUUAACUGUGUUCAAGACCAGACAGCCAAUAACCCAGAUCCUGUCUGCAUCUGUCGACGGCGUGGCUCCUCGUGUCUCAUUCCCCGCCGUUCAGAUUGAGCUCAACAUCACUCUCGACCUCAUGAUCCUUGUGGAGAACAGAAACCACGCCAGCUUCAAGCAUGGCACUGGCAAGACUUUUCUUCUGUACCAAGGCAACCAGGUAGGUGAUGCUGACUUGUACCCGGGUUUUAUCCCAUCGAGGGGCAACUCCACGCUGCCAUGCCGCCUUACGCUGCAGGCGGACCGGCUGGCGAACAACAUGAGCAACUUGAUCAGUGAUCUGCUUGGUGGUGAGUUUGUGUUGGAAACACGUACGAGGAUCCCGGGCAGGGUUACCCUCCUGGGGUUCAUCAAGAAGCAUGCUGUGGCUGUAUCUGAGUGCCAAUUGACUAUUGGUUUUCCUGACAUGAAGGUGAAGAGGCAAGUUUGUAAAAGCAAGGCCAAGUUGUGA